UUUUUACCCUCACUGUGGGCUGUUGGUUCUGUUGGCUCUUUCGCUCCAUCAUCCGUCAUGUCUUCUUCAGCGCCUCCAAGCUCCGCCGCCGGCGUCCAAAACCCUAGCCAGGCGAAAUCGCUAGGGAUUGUAGCAAACGCCAUGAGGCGAAAGGACAGUUUCAUCCAGUUCUUCGCCAUGACUGGAAUCCUCCUCCUCAGCGUCCGAUCUUUGGGACAGAAGUACCGUCUCAACGACCUUCGCGAGGACACCUCCGCCCUCAAGGAAGAACAGGGUCAGCUUACCCAUCGCAUGAAUACCAUCAAGCGCAGCCUCCUCGCCGAAGCAGCUACGGAUCCCACCGGUCUCUUCGCUUCUCGACUUCGCCUUCUCUUUGGCGAUGAAGAAUGAACGAAUUUUGCAGGUUUCUAGAUGUUCACACUCUGCAGAGUUCUUGUCAAAUUUCUGCUGUUUCCUGUUUAUUUGAGGGGACUGCCAUUCUGUAUUACGGUGCUGGUGUUUCCUACCUAUCUUUUCUUUUUAGGGUUUUUUGGUGUUCAAUGUGAGUUUCAUGGAUGACCCAUAAAACUUUAAAAAGUAAGAGACAUGAGCACAAGACUUUCAGUAUGUUCACUAUCGAUACAAUAUGACUUCAAAGUUAUAUUUGGUUUGCGGAAUAGAGUGGGAUAGAAAGUAAUGAAAUGAUAAUUUGAUGAA
Messenger RNA from Malania oleifera, 696 nucleotides. RefSeq lists its product as uncharacterized. NCBI's taxonomy places the organism in Eukaryota, Viridiplantae, Streptophyta, Magnoliopsida, Santalales, Ximeniaceae. The transcript has 2 exons. The record is from RefSeq and is a predicted model, not a curated record. Bases 58 to 390 code for a protein of 110 amino acids.